Messenger RNA from Spirodela intermedia, 2417 nucleotides. Lineage: Eukaryota; Viridiplantae; Streptophyta; Magnoliopsida; Alismatales; Araceae. The record is from the annotation of a GenBank genome assembly.
AUGCCCACGGAAAAGGAAAGGGUCGGUCACGAAUAUCGGCCAUCGGUCAACACCCAUCAGAGCUGAGCUCCCAGCCUCGCUCCGCUUACAUCUACGAAUACAGCAAGAGGACGGAGUCUGGGAAGAAGAGCAACUGGCGCGUCGUUGACUCGCAGCUUCCUCCUCUUCUGUCUCUUCUGCGUUCGCUGAACCUGCGGUUCUCUCCCCUUUUAUCAAUGGCGUCGCUCAAGACCCCACUGCCUUAGCAAGACCUCACUUCUGGUGUUCCUUGCACCUGGUACUCUGAUGGCCCCCGAGGAAGGAGGUGGAUUGAGGGUGCUGCCCGUUGUGGGAUGUCCCUCCUCUCCGUCCACUCAGAUUUCUUGAUCUUCCUUAAUAUUGUUCGGGGGUAGGAAGGCGAUGUGGCGCCGGGAGAUGGAGUGGCUUCUCUGCGUGGCUGACUCCAUCCCGGAGCUCCCUGGUGGUGCUGUCUCCGAGGAGAUGGUCACCAGGCCUCGGCCGGACACAUGCAGGUGCUCAAGGCCGUCAUACAUGGCAAUUAACAGUGGCGUGCUUGGUGAGAUGGAGACCCUUGAUACAUAUCUGGAGAACUUGCCAAAGGAAGAUCAUUAAAGCUCAAUUUUUGACUAUUUUCUACUUCUGACCAUGAUGGAAUGUACUGAUUUUCGAACAAGAAAGUGGGUUCGUCUUGUUGGCAAAGGUUGACUGGACAAUAUGAUUUUUGUUGGGGUUGUGAACGAACCUUAUGCAUCUUGUGGAACCAAAUCAAGGAGAUAAUCAUGUCCAAAACCCAAAGCCAAUUUUCGUGAAUGCCCAGUGGUGAGAUUUUGCUUCUAGUAUGAGGUUACAGGAUUUAAUUUGCUCAGUUCCUGGCGCUUAAGUGGGUUUGUCUCUAUUUAUUCUGCCACCUGCAUAGAAUGUGUAUCAAUCAAUGAAAUAAUAAUUUUUUUGUUGAAAACUAUUCGAAGGGCUCGGCAGAAACCCAGAGCCAAACUUUGCUCUGCUAACUGGUUGAGCUGAUUAGUAUUUAUUUUGUUGAUAAAACGUUUGAUGAAAUCUAUCGUUUUUUUAUUGCUGGGGAUCAGUUGCUCUGUCAUGGUAAAACGUUUGAAAGUUUCAAUUCUAAUAAAAAUCAUUUUCACAAUUUUCCUACUUAGCUUAAUGGUAUAAUUUUUAGACUGAUGGAAUUGAUACAUUUUAGCAGAGUGGAAAAUCCUGUUUGGGCGACAGCCUAUACUACGGUAUUACAGAGAAACAGUUCUUCCCACAAUCUCUAUUAGAUCGAAUGGACUUCUCAUCAGAGCACCGUACUCUGGACAUUGCAAAUAAUCUUGAGGCAGCUAUGCAUGUCUGGAAACGAAAAGAUGUGAAAAGGCAUCCAAAAAAGGGGAAGGAAAAUAAAUCCUGGUGUGGAAGGGCCUAGGCUCUUAUGAAGGAUUCAGCAAGGAGGCAAUGGCUAGCAGAGCGUGUUGAUGCUCUCUUGCAGUUGUUAAGGCUCCGAUAUCCUGGACUUCCGCAGACAUUUAUAGAGAUGAAUAAAAGGUUCAGUAUAAAAAGUUACUGAUGGGCAUAGUACUUCUAACUGUGGCAUGAAACUGAGCCAUAGUUGCAUGUCCUAGAAUCUGAUUUUGGGUUUUCUUUUGAUAGUGAAAAAAUCUGAAAUGAGUUUUUAUCAUAUCCAUAUCUGAUUUUCCAGCAAGUUGUAUCUUUUAGAUUGCUUGUCCUCUAUUUUCCGCACUAAAUGAUUCCCAUCUGUCGAGAAAAACAACACAUGAUCAAGAUAUUUUAAAAACUUUUGCAGGAUGUUGGUCUGUCCAUCAUUGAAAGCUAUUCGAGGAUCAUAGAGAGUUUGGGCUUCAGCAUAUUAGCAAGGAUCAAUGAUGUAAUAUAUGCUGAUGAUGCAGUGAAGAGGUGUUUACCUCCAGAGAAGGUCUCUCUAUGCUACGGGGGAGAAGUACUUCCUUUGUAGCAUCAUGAAUGGCCUUUUCUGUUCAAAUUCUCCGUCCCUUCUCUGAUCUUCUCUUCCUCAAUCUCCUUCAAUUGGGCCCAGGAAAAUUGGUCUGCGCAGGUUUGGCUUUCCCCCGUUCAAAUUGACUCUCCUUUGAGAAUUCUGAUGUUUCUCUGCUAUCAAGUUUAUGAAAACACGUUGGUACUUUAUUUUCAUUUUUCAUUUCAGAUAUGGAAAUGUUUCCUGAUGAUGAAAGUCUGCCGGUCAUGUGUUACUCAUCAUCAUCAUCAGGUCGGGUGAUUCAGAAUUCUGUCCUGGCCUCAGAUUUUUUUAUUUUUUUUUAUUUUCUAAUGUUGGGCAUAAAGCCACCUUGUCUGCAUCAAUAAUCCUUUUUGACACAUCUUCUCAAAGCAUGAUCUUCCUCUCAAUCUAUUUGGGGAAGGAAGCUCAGAAUAUUGUGAUUGAGUAA